AUGGUGGAUGUCUCGCGCGUGCAGAAGGAGCUCACCGAGUGCAAUCGCGACCGGGAGGUGUCGGGCGUCUCCAUCGCGCUCCACGACGGCGCCAACAUCUCCCACCUCACCGGCACCAUCGCCGGGCCCGCCGACAGCCCCUACGAGGGCGGCACCUUCAUCAUCGACAUCCGCCUCCCCGGUGGAUAUCCUUUUGAGCCUCCGAAGAUGCAGUUUGUCACCAAAGUAUGGCACCCUAACAUCAGCAGCCAAAAUGGAGCAAUUUGCUUGGACAUUCUGAAAGAUCAGUGGAGCCCAGCCCUUACCUUGAAGACAGCGCUCCUUUCCCUUCAAGCUCUGCUUUCUUCUCCUGCACCUGAUGAUCCUCAGGAUGCUGUUGUUGCGCAACAGUACCUGCGUGACUAUCCAACAUUUGCUGCUACGGCUCACUACUGGACAGAGGCCUUCGCAAAGAGUGCGUCAACUGGCAUGGAAGAGAAGGUGCAGAAGCUGGUUGAGAUGGGCUUCCCAGAGGAUCUGGUGAGAAGUACCCUGAAGAGCGUCGAUGGCGACGAGAACAUGGCUCUCGAAAAGCUCUGCUCUGGGUGA
Messenger RNA from Miscanthus lutarioriparius, 588 nucleotides. The record is from the annotation of a GenBank genome assembly. NCBI's taxonomy places the organism in Eukaryota, Viridiplantae, Streptophyta, Magnoliopsida, Poales, Poaceae.